Messenger RNA from Dreissena polymorpha, 7412 nucleotides. RefSeq names its product E3 ubiquitin-protein ligase UBR3-like. The record is from RefSeq and is a predicted model, not a curated record. The coding region runs from base 91 to 5211 and encodes 1706 amino acids. Gene Ontology annotation, molecular function: zinc ion binding; ubiquitin protein ligase activity. Lineage: Eukaryota; Metazoa; Mollusca; Bivalvia; Myida; Dreissenidae. The transcript has 37 exons. Gene Ontology annotation, cellular component: ubiquitin ligase complex; cytoplasm. Gene Ontology annotation, biological process: protein ubiquitination; ubiquitin-dependent protein catabolic process via the N-end rule pathway.
CGACAGUAUGACAAUGCUGUCACAUGUGGCCUUGUGUGGACUACCAAUUUUGUGGCAUACCGGUGCCGCACGUGCGGGGUAUCGCCAUGCAUGUCGCUCUGUGCCGACUGCUUUCAAGCCGGGAACCACGAGGGCCACGAUUUCAACAUGUUCCGCAGUCAGGCGGGAGGGGCAUGCGACUGCGGAGAAGUCAGUGUGAUGAAUCCUGCAGGGUUCUGUCCGAGACAUGGUCCUGACAGACAGCACACCCAGCCCCAGCCCCCCGGGGAUCUCCUGGCAGUGGCUGAGACCAUGAUGCCCAGGAUAAUACUGCGCCUAAUCUACCACCUGAGAGACAACUCAAAACCUGAAAUGACAGACACAUACCUGUUGGCCAUGCAGGAUGCCGAGCAGUUCCUUUCAUUCCUGCACAGCCUCAGUGACAUGGGGGCGGCCAUGAGAAGGGUGAUGGCCCGAGCUCUCACUGACCCAGAGCUGUACUCACAUCUCAUCAACCAGCACAUUUCAGGUGAAGCAGAGGCGUCUAACAGUUUCUACAUGAAGAGCAAGCGGGACUAUGAGGCUGCCGUGGAUUCCCUCCAGUAUCCUCGAGGAUUUGAUGAGCUGGACGAUAUACCUGGAUUGAACCAGAAGCUCGUCCACAAGACGUUCCUGGAGGAGCUUGUAUUCUGGACGGUGAAAUUUGAAUUUCCUCAGAAGAUCGUGACCCUCCUGUUGAGUCUGCUGCCAGAUCUUAGAUACAAAGAAGCAUUCACCCGAGCUUUCAUCCAGCACUACAGCCGGAUAUCACGCGUGCUAGUAAAGGCGCUGGACCGCCAGACAGUGGCCAAUCGAGUGGUCCACAUCAGUGUUCAGCUGUUCUCCACGGAGACCCUGGCGUGUCAGAUGGUCCAGGAGUACAACCUCCUAUACGUGCUUAUUGUCAGCCUGAAGAACAUGAUGGAGCAGAUACUUACUGACAGCACGCUUCAAGACUUACAUCAGAACUUCCACCAAGUGGUGGACUGCAGCCACGAGUCAAUGAAGGACCACUGCUAUUGGCCCAUCAUCAGUGACCUGAUUAACCUACUGUCACACGAGGACAUCGCGUACAAGUUCCUUUCUGAUAUGAAGCUCGUAACGAUGUGGCUCGACUUUCUGUCAUAUUUUCAAGGAAUGAAUCUGAACACCCGAGAGCUACACCAGCACGUAGAGUUCGAGCCAGACACCUACUACGCUGCCUUCUCUGCUGAGCUGGAGAUCUCUGCCUCACCCAUGUGGUCUCUGAUAUCCCAUCUCAGACGAGAGAACUCGUACUAUGUGACGAAAAACAUGAUACAGGCCUGUCAGGAAUCACUUCAAGACUGGUUUGAUGCCAUCUCAUGCAAGGAGUCUACCAAUCCCAACCCCCUGCAGUUGACGUUCCACCUGCCCCUCCAUCGCUACCUGGCCACGUUCAUGGUGCAGGCUGUCCAGUAUCAGCAUCAGGAUCUUCUGGCAGUAGUACCUCCAGAACGCAUGCUCAAGACUUUGCUCAUUCACGUUCUGCAGAUACAGGUAGCCACAGCUGAGAUCUACAGCAACAUGUGGGUGCGUAACGGCCUCCAGAUCAAAGGUCAACCCAUGACCUACGUCCAGUGCCACUUCUGCUACUCAAUGGUGGACGCUGACAUUUACCUUAUGCAGGUGUGUGCUUGUAGACUGGAUCCAGACUAUUUCGUUCAGACUGUGAUAGACAGGUUUCACAUUAGUGACUGGUUGUCAUUCAAUCCAGAACCUGGGGCCAGGAUCUACAAAAUGGAAAAGGAACAAGAAUUGGCCAUUGUUGAGGGUGUUUUGCAAUUUUUCACCAUGCUGCUGCAUAUACGGACAUAUUUAGGCAUGGAAGACAAGGAGCUGACACGUCUAGAGAUGGCCACCUUGCUGUUUGUGGCCGACCGCCAGCACAGCCAGCUCAUGGACCUGAUGCCUGAGAAAUCGGGGAUGACAGGGCACGGGAAGGACCUGUUCGAGCCCACGCUCAAGGAUAUCUCCUAUUUCAAGGCGCCCAAUUUCGAGCCCGGGGGAGGACUGCAGCAGGGGACCUAUGUUCCGAAAGAUGAGCUUUGGGAGACAGAGUUUGAUCCGGUGCACGUCUUGUUGAGAUCCGUAUACAAGAAUGACUUCCAGUCAGCUAUGGACAGAUACACAGAGUUUUUACGAAGGAAGGGUAAUUUCAAGGGCAAGGGCCAGCCCUGGCCCCCUUUUAAAGCCCCUGGAAAGAUUCAGGAAUGCUACCGAGCCAUGUACAGGAUCCUUCACUGCAAAACCAUGCACUCUCUCAUCUUUACCGUCCUUCAAAAGGUAUUGAAAGACAGCAGUUUGCCGGAGAGUUUCAGCUUUUACGCUGUUCAUCUUCUCGAGUUGGCAAUCACCGUACCGAACCCUGAUGGUUCUAAAAGAGUCAAACCGUCUCCGGCAAGGGUGCCAGACAAGAGUUACCGAGACUGGUUCUCUGGCAAUGACAUCCUGGAGAACGUAAAGCAGACGAUACGUGAGGUGGAGGUAUCCCUGAGCGUAGAGAGGGAAGGGUCGCCACGUCUGUCCCUGGACACAUCAUUCGAAUCUUUUGAAGAGAUGUUCCAGUUGGCUCCUAGCGCUUUAGCAGGCCCAAGUGGUCCUAUCACAGCAGCCCACACUGGACACAUCCCAUCAUUCCAUCUGUCACCCUUGACAACGACCUCAGGUAACCCCCAGCCAAGUAUUCUCACCGUCCUCCCGUCCACCAGCGGAACACGUCCCAAGUUCGAGACCCGGGGCGUGACCACAGAACGACAGAGAACAAAAAUUGUCGCUAUCAACGAAAGCCUUAUUACUAUUUUGUAUAAGCUCCAUUCGAAACUGUCGGGAAAGUCGAAUUCGUAUGCGCCGCCGUCUGUGUGUGGAAAUGGCACUGGGAUGGAGAAUGGAGGAAAUGGGGAGUUUUAUGUUAAGAAAAUCCUUGAUAAGCUAUGUCAGAGCAGCACGGAUUGCGCCAGAGCGGUAGAAGACCUCUAUCAAGCCAAUAAACCCAAAGAGGCUGGAACCUCAAAGAAAGGAAAGUCUAUGGACACUGAAACUAGACGUAAAAAGGCAAGAGAGCGUCAACAGAAGUUGAUGGAAGAGUUCGCAUCCAAACAGAAGGCAUUUAUGGAGCAGGCAAUGGAGACUGAAGAUUCCUCAACAACGGGUGCCUCAAAAAGUCCAAACAGCCCGGAUGGCAGUGGACAUCCAGAGAGUAUGGAAUCAGACGAGACGUUGUACGACUGUGUGAUAUGUAACCAGAGUACGCCGUCCACUGCAGAGAGGACCAUAGGACUUGUCGUCUUUCUGCAAGCUUCCAGUGUACUAGGCCACAGAACACAGACGGACACCCGUAAGGUUCUCACCCUGGUUGACAAGACUCGACAGAGGAUCGUCAACUGCUCCCGGGUGCAGACGGAGAGGUUGGAAAAGCUCUUCAGAAACUUUGAGGAGAGCUCCUGUCAGACGUCUGUAAACAUAGGCUGGGACGGGGGUGUGCUGGUACAGACCUGUGGUCACUAUCUACACCUCGACUGCCACACUUCGUACGUCUCCUCAUUGCUGGGUCAGGGAGCCCACGCCAAUCUGCUGGUGUCUAAGGGAGAAUACUCCUGUCCACUGUGUGUGCAGCUCUCCAACUCUGUGAUACCCAUCAUUCCCGAGGAGAGCAAGUACUCCAUCACGCGGCCCGUCUCGCGCGACUCCCGCCAGAUGGCGCUGGACAUUGCCAGCAUGAUGAUCAAGAGGCCCAUUACUCCAGUAAUUGUGAGGUCACCGUUGGUUACCAAGGCGAUGGGCAGCAUGAUGGAGGACCUCACCAAUGCCACCUACGGGAUGUACAAGACCUACACCAGCUCACAGACCUCUGAGAGCGUGCUGCUCUUUGUUUGCUCAGUUGCAAGGACGAAUCUGGAGUUGGAACUGUUGCAGAGAAAGGGGGAUUUGAGUCAGCCAUUGCCAACUUCAAGAAAACACUGCUUUUUGCCGUUACUCCAUGUACUGAGUAUGCACAGUAAGAUACUGACCACCAAGCCGUACACGGAUCUGUGGUCUCACAUCACCGGGGUCUCCUGCUCAGAAAAUACUACCAGUGUCUCUCUGUACCAGAAAGAGGUCCCACUGUUGCUCAAAGAUCCUGUCUCACUGCUGAUACAGAUUAUUUUGACACUGCCAGCAACCAUUGAAAGAGGUCACUUUGAUUUCGUGGUACAGGUAGUGUACAACAUGGUCUUCAUUCAGUCCCUGUGUGUGAUGACGUGCAAGUUUACUGAGGAAGAGAGGGAGGCAUGGAAAAAGGGUAGACAUGUGGCAUUCAACACACUAGAGGGAAUGCUAAGUCAUGUGAUCACCCGUCUUGCAACGAGUUUCCUGUACGAGAAGGAAGACACUGACCUUCUUGCGAUCUGCCAGUCUGUGUGGUCGCCCCUGAGUGUUGAGUCCUCAGUGCAGGAGUUGUGUGAACCAUUCCUCCGCAUGACUGCUCUCAUCAAGUUCCACAUCUUCCACGACGAGUUUCCAAAACGAGGGGUCCUGAGUGAUUUCCAGUACCUCAGCAGCUAUCUCCGUCUGAACGUGAAGCGUGACGCGACUGUGAUAGAGCCCAGCAAGCUCACGUCCGCCGCGCAGUGUGUGGACUGGCUGGUGGAGGAGGCUCACACACUCACCAGGGCCUGGUGCACCGACCUCAUCAACUUUGCCAACAAGAACCCCCAGGAUGGACGGACACUUCUGACAGUAAACACCCAGUGGUUUGGUCCACACCUUAUUCAGCUGCCUGAUCAGUACUACAAGAUCUUCCAGGCGUACCGUAAGAAGCAGUGUCCGGUGUGCAGCAACCCGCCCAAGGACCCAUGUGUGUGUCUCGUCUGUGGAAUGUUCCGCUGCUUCCGGGGGGCCUGCUGCAAACAGCAGCACUCAUACGAGUGUGUCCAGCACUCGGUGGAAUGUGGAGCCGGGACUGGUAUCUUCCUGCUCAUCAAUUCCAGCAUCAUUGUCGUGAUCCGUGGACCCCGCGCCGCCCUCUGGGGGUCUGUCUACCUUGACGAGUAUGGAGAGGAGGAUAAGGAUCUCAAACGUGGAAAGCCACUUUACCUGAGCAAUGACCGCUACUCACUGCUUGAGGCGCAGUGGAUUUCACACAGCUUUGAUCAUGCCUGUAAACGGUGGAUCUGGCAUCAGGAUAGACUGUAGACUGUGAACUAGAGAUUAGGAUGGACUGUGAUUAAAAAAUGAUCUUUUGUCAGGUUUGAUUUUGAACUGACAUAACAAUAGUCUGUGAUCUGACAUCAGGAUUGAAAUAAUGAGCCUCAUGCUAAAAAAAAAACUGAGCUGAACACAUAUGCAUAAAGUGUCAUCCCACACUAGCCUGUGCAGUCGGUACAGUCUUAAUCAGGGACGACACUUUCCGCUUUUAUAGAAUUUUUCGUUAAAAGGGGGUCUCUUUUAAAUCUAGAUUAGGCAGCAAAUGUUGUCCCUGAUUAUUCUGUAAGGACUGCACAUGCUAAUAGAUGAUGACAUUUUAAGCAUUGGUUUUAAGUCUGUUCUUUAAGAAUGGGUUUGUGGAUUUGGGUCAUGAUAGACUGUGAUCUAACAUCAAGAUAGAAUCCGAUCUGGCAUCAGAAUACAAUGGUUUCUUCAAAUAGGAUAGACAAAUCUGCCAUCAGAAUGCACUGUUAUCAAGCUCAAGGAUGGACUGGUAUCUGGCAUUUGGAUAUACUUUUUUGCAUUUGGAUCUGGGAGCAUGAUAUUCUUGGAUGGACAUUUCAAGCAAACAUACAUAGUAUACCAGCAUUUUAAAUAAAUGUUAACAAAGUUAAAGAACAGAUUUAAAUAGAAUGUAUGUCCAGUGUUUUCAUAGAGUUGAUAUCAUUGUUUGUUAGUUAUAAUUAUCUGGGCUUGUAUUCACCAAACAGUUCUUAGACUGAAGUCUAAGAAUAACGAAUAUUCUUUAAAUUGGAAUAUUCAAGAAUUGCUUUAAUUUGAGUCAAACUUGGUAUGUACACCUUCUAUCUAUAUCAUUCUUUAUGUAGAAUAUUUUGUUCAUGGCAUAAUCAUCAAUCAUCAGUUGAAGCCUGGAUCCAUUUUUAGCUCCGCUGUUUUCGGAGAAAACCUGAGGUUUUGUCAUAGCCAGCUCGUCUUGUCCGCCGUCCGUGUCAAGGUUUGUAAAGGUUUUUAACAUUGGCUCUAAAAUCAAAGUCCUUCCACCUACAACUUUGAAACUUCAUAUUUAGAUGCACCUUGAUGAGUUCUUCACGCCACACCCAUUUUUGGGUCACUAGGUCAAGGUCACUGUGACCUUAAAAAAAAUAAAAAAAUUCUGACAAGCUUUCGCAGCCGAGUGUGGCACCCGAUAUGCGGUGCUCUUGUUCUUGCUUCUAUGUCUAUUCUUUAUUCUUAAGUCUAAGAAUGGGUUGGUGAAUCCAGGCUCCUGGUAUAACACAAGUUUUCUGUAAGUGAUCUAUUUAUCAGAUGGAAUUUUGUGAAUUGCGUUAUAGGUUUGAAUCAUGACACCAUAAAUGUACCCCAUGGUUGUUAAAAGUUGUUUUUGCUUUACUUUUGUACUAAUUAUUAAUACUUUUGAAAUUGAGUUCCUUUUUAAAAAUGUGUGUGGCCUUAUUAUUUUUCAAACAUGACUGUGCUAUCACUAAAAAACUAAAGCCUAGUUAACUCUUUCAGUGCUGGAACCAAAUUUUGAAGGCCUUUGCAAACAGUUUGGAUCCAGAUGAAACGUGGCGUCUCAUCAGGAUCCAAACUGUUUACUAUUCUGAUAGUAGUCUUGAAAAAAAUCAAAGAAAAUGCCAUUUUAGCAGUCGACAAUUUUCCCAGCAUGCAAAGGGUUAAAAUAUGUGUGGCCUCUUCAUGGGUGUCCUAUUGAGUGUUUUGAAACAACAUAAAUAUCUUGUCUUUACAAAUCAUCUUUUUUGUCACGAACUGGAAAUAGUUUCUUUUAAAAUCGAGUUCCUUUUGUGAAAUGAGCUUUGCCAGAUUAUUUUUCAAAUAUGACUGUGCUAUCAUUAGAAAACUGAAGCCUAGUUUAACCCUUUCACACUUAGAAGCAAAAAUGCCUAUGUGCAAAUAGCAUAAAACCAGAACAGCCUGCGAGUAACUCGCAGUCUGUUCAGGUUUUACGCUGUUUGCUGCUCAUCACUAUGUAAGGUUUGGAGAUGAUGCCUUAAAAACGUGAAUCUAGUGUGAAAGGUCUUAAAUUAACUUAUCUUUCUUAGUGACUGCAAAUACAUGAAAAUACGUUUCUAAGUGGUAAAGGGUUAAGUAAAUUCUGGUUCCUCCACGGAUAUUCUUCUGAGUGGUUUAUAAUGCAGCAUAAUUAUCUUAUCUAUACAUAUCAUCUUAAUCUUACAGGGUAGUUAUAAUAUCAUUUUAUAUGGUACUUU